AUGAGAACCGCAUUCAUCUCCCUCCUCGCCAUGACCGGUCUUUUCACAACUUCUCUCACCUUCCCAACCACCAUUGAAAUCUCAUCCCGUGCCCCCACAAACGCAACCGAUAUCAUGAACAAUUUCUACACCGAAGUCCAAACCCACACCGGAACCAUCAACUCCACCCUCACCAGCAUAACCUCCUCCAGAAGCAUCUCCCAGAACCGCACCGCCCAAGCCGCCAUCUCAGAAGCAGUAACAAACAUCAUCACCGCCGCCCCCACCGCCAACACCGCUCUCAAAACCACCAAGCGCGAUCUCUCAGCUCGAACAUACUCCCCCCAAGACCAACAAAUCAUCAGCGGUACAUCCGCCAAUGCCAUUACAUCGAUUGCCGGAACCCUGGGUCUCGUGCAAAACACAUUUGGAGGAGUGUAUACCGGUGGACUUAUCGGUGGGUUGGUUGGUGCCUUGAGUUUGGUGUUGGGUACUCUAGAUGCGAUUGUGGGGGGUGUGAUUAUGCUUGCGGGGGCUUUGUGGUAG
Botrytis porri is the source of this 525-nucleotide messenger RNA. RefSeq lists its product as uncharacterized. The coding region runs from base 1 to 525 and encodes 174 amino acids. The transcript is spliced from 3 exons. Lineage: Eukaryota; Fungi; Ascomycota; Leotiomycetes; Helotiales; Sclerotiniaceae. The record is from RefSeq and is a predicted model, not a curated record.